Molecule: messenger RNA, 1025 nt
Organism: Manduca sexta (tobacco hornworm)
Lineage: Eukaryota; Metazoa; Arthropoda; Insecta; Lepidoptera; Sphingidae
Product: pyridoxal phosphate homeostasis protein
Exons: 4
Coding region: 146-904 (252 amino acids)
Cellular component (GO): intracellular anatomical structure
Molecular function (GO): pyridoxal phosphate binding
Source: RefSeq, a predicted model, not a curated record
UGUAAAUACGUAAGAUUAGGCAGUAUGGUCGUAAGACUAUAGCCUGUUCCCUAAGGACCAAGAAAAAAAAAUAAUUGUCAAGAAACUUUUGAUAACAAAUGUCAAUAAAUUUGGGCGAUUUAAAAAAUCAUAACAAAGAAUUAAUAUGUCGUCAGAAAGUGAAGUCGACGUAAUGUAUGGCCUAAAAAAUGUACUCUCUCAAAUCGAAGCCGCUAUUGCCAGAAGGAGCAAAGAUCUUCCACAAAUUACUCCAAGACUGGUAGCGGUAUCUAAGAUUAAACCUGCAGAAUUAAUUGUUCAAGCAUAUGAAGCAGGUCAAAGAGAUUUUGGGGAGAACUAUGUCAAUGAACUAGCAGAAAAAGCCAGCAAUCCUAUGAUUUUAGAAAAAUGUAAAGACAUAAAAUGGCAUUUCAUUGGCCAUUUGCAAACAAAUAAAAUAAGUAAAUUACUAGGAUCACCUGGUCUCUAUUUGGUACAAACAGUUGAUUCAGAAAAAUUAGCAAACAACUUGAAUAAGCAAUGGUUGAAAUUCAGGAAGGAAGAGGAGAAGUUGAAGGUGAUGGUGCAGAUUAAUACCAGCCAAGAAGAAGCUAAAAAUGGAAUAGAACCUUCUGAAUGUACAAAUCUUGUUGAACAUGUUUUGAAGAAUUGUCCAAAUCUUGAAUUUGUUGGCUUGAUGACAAUUGGAAUUUAUGAUUAUGAUAUGUCUAGAGGACCUAAUCCAGACUUUUUGUGCUUGGCAAAAUGCAGACAGGAAGUAUGCCAGAAUUUAAAUCUAGACAUAAAUAAUGUUGAACUAUCAAUGGGCAUGUCUGGAGACUUUGAACAUGCUAUUGAAUUGGGAGCAACUACAGUGCGUGUCGGGAGCACUAUUUUUGGUGCGAGACCACCAAAAAAUAAGUAGAAGUACUUAUAUCGUAAAUUUACAUAUAUAAUAGAGUUCAGUAACUAUACUAUUUCCAGUUUGUUUUACAUUAAAAUUUGUUGAUUUUUGAAAAUAUUAAUAAUAAAUGUUGAGCUUCCAA